Messenger RNA from Knipowitschia caucasica, 1296 nucleotides. NCBI's taxonomy places the organism in Eukaryota, Metazoa, Chordata, Actinopteri, Gobiiformes, Gobiidae. The record is from the annotation of a GenBank genome assembly.
AUGAAGAUAAAAUGUUGCAGUGUCUGUAACCAGCGGAGGGCGGUCCGCAGCAGGGCAGCAGUCUGUCUGCAGCAGUCUGUCUGCAGCAGUCUGUCUGCAGCAGUCUGUCUGCAGCAGUCUGUCUGCAGCAGUCAGUCUGCAGCAGCCCGCAGCAGGGCAGCAGUCUGUCUGCAGCAGUCUGUCUGCAGCAGCCCGCAGCAGUCUGUCUGCAGCAGUCUGUCUGCAGCAGCCCGCAGCAGUCUGUCUGCAGCAGUCAGUCUGCAGCAGCCCGCAGCAGUCUGUCUGCAGCAGUCUGUCUGCAGCAGCCCGCAGCAGUCUGUCUGCAGCAGCCCGCAGCAGGGCAGCAGUCUGUCUGCAGCAGCCCGCAGCAGGGCAGCAGUCUGUCUGCAGCAGUCUGUCUGCAGCAGCCCGCAGCAGGGCAGCAGUCUGUCUGCAGCAGUCUGUCUGCAGCAGUCUGUCUGCAGCAGUCCGCAGCAGGGCAGCAGUCUGUCUGCAGCAGUCUGUCUGCAGCAGUCUGUCUGCAGCAGUCCGCAGCAGGGCAGCAGUCUGUCUGCAGCAGUCUGUCUGCAGCAGUCUGUCUGCAGCAGUCUGUCUGCAGCAGUCCGCAGCAGUCUGUCUGCAGCAGUCCGCAGCAGGGCAGCAGUCUGUCUGCAGCAGUCUGUCUGCAGCAGUCCGCAGCAGGGCAGCAGUCUGUCUGCAGCAGUCUGUCUGCAGCAGUCCGCAGCAGGGCAGCAGUCUGUCUGCAGCAGUCUGUCUGCAGCAGUCUGUCUGCAGCAGUCCGCAGCAGGGCAGCAGUCUGUCUGCAGCAGUCCGCAGCAGGGCAGCAGUCUGUCUGCAGCAGUCCGCAGCAGUCUGUCUGCAGCAGUCCGCAGCAGGGCAGCAGUCUGUCUGCAGCAGCCCGCAGCAGGGCAGCAGUCUGUCUGCAGCAGCCCGCAGCAGGGCAGCAGUCUGUCUGCAGCAGUCCGCAGCAGGGCAGCAGUCUGUCUGCAGCAGUCUGUCUGCAGCAGUCCGCAGCAGGGCAGCAGUCUGUCUGCAGCAGUCUGUCUGCAGCAGUCCGCAGCAGGGCAGCAGUCUGUCUGCAGCAGUCUGUCUGCAGCAGUCUGUCUGCAGCAGUCCGCAGCAGGGCAGCAGUCUGUCUGCAGCAGUCUGUCUGCAGCAGUCUGUCUGCAGCAGUCCGCAGCAGGGCAGCAGUCUGUCUGCAGCAGUCCGCAGCAGGGCAGCAGUCUGUCUGCAGCAGCCCGCAGCAGGGCAGCAGUCUGCAGCAGCUUUUCCUUCUGCAGGAUUCUCACUCUUUAA